This is a messenger RNA of Syzygium oleosum, 3184 nucleotides long. RefSeq names its product probable trehalose-phosphate phosphatase 2. Gene Ontology annotation, molecular function: trehalose-phosphatase activity. Lineage: Eukaryota; Viridiplantae; Streptophyta; Magnoliopsida; Myrtales; Myrtaceae. Bases 1828 to 2817 code for a protein of 329 amino acids. The record is from RefSeq and is a predicted model, not a curated record. The transcript has 10 exons. Gene Ontology annotation, biological process: trehalose biosynthetic process.
CCCUCCUGCCUUUUUCCCAUGCUACUCAUUCUGGCCCAAGAAGUCGGUUUCUUUCGUCUAGAAAUCAAGCUUUCUCGUUGUUGCUCAUGCUUUCACGCGUCAACCUUCUCUACCUUUCUGCAUACUGUGAUGGGUACCCUUUAGAGCAUUCGUCCGGCUAGACGUGUAUGUACGUACCCCCCGCGCCACAAAAUACGGCCAAAUAUGUUUGUUCCGUGUAUCUCACCAUGUACUUCGUGGAUCCUCACAAUGAUCAAGUCGAUCCCGAAAUGUUGCAGACAACAACUCGGGACUGAGAGAGUUAAUCUUUUACGAUCCUAUGCUCUCUCUCUCUCUCUGUCUCCGGUUAACAAAUUUCUUGGGGUGAAGGCACACGAUAAAUCAUAGACAUCUAUAUAUAUAACUGCUUUUUGACCCACGUAAUUUACGGUGCGAUAUGUCAUAUGAUACGUAUCUAGGACACGAUUACUGUUAAUAUUGAAGACUGAAAGUUGCAUUGCCAUCCUACUUCAGUCCAUCUAAUUUUAAGAUUGGAAGGUGAGUUAGAAAGCACGUGGAUUCGACGUUAAAAGUUACUUGAGUAGACGAUAAUCUGUCCUAUAAAGAGAGUUGGUGAGUAUCCUUUGAUUUGGCGAAUUAAUACCCUGUGACAACUGCCUUCUAAAUGAAGCUUCUUUUUCAGUCCUUCACGGUUACUUUAACACGGAUAAUCCAUAUGGGUCCUCUUAGUAACAAAUAAGUUAUGUUAAUGGACUGAAUUCACACUUAGAUUUCCAACCCAUCACUCUAGCUUUCUCUAGUUGAGAAUAUGCGAGUGCUUAGAAACCGAUUUCGACACUUGAGUCCUUGGUGACGCCAUGACCACACAAGGAUGAACUGCACUAAUUCGCCUCUUCAAAUCGAGAGGAUGUCUAUCCAUAUCGAAGGGCUACGUGCGCGUGAUACUCGGCAACAACAAAAAUGAAUUUGCCGAGAAGAGACGUGAACGGGUCGUGGUGCAGGACAAACGAACGCCGCACCUACCUAUGAAACUUUCUUGCAACUUAUAACUAGUAAAAGAAGAGUGUGCCGUGUGAAUCAUGCAUACCCUUUUUCUCAUACUGUACUUUUUUUGUCCCCAGCUCAUCAUGUGAAUAGUUUUGGUGGUUUUGCGCGCAUAGGAUUUCUCUGUGCUCAGCACUUUGAGUUAACCUUGCCUCUUGGAUUUGUUUGCUCUCUCUUCAGUGUACAAAAGUGUCUGUUUUCACUUUUGGCUCGUUAAGGAGUCAUGAAUCACAUGUUGGUGGAGUCUUACGGUGUUGUGAUUCAUAGUAUUAUUGCCAUAUGAGACCAGACUUCUGCAUGAACUGGAAACUAAACUUGAUUCUCUUGAUGGGAUAUGAAUAUAAAGAUUAUACGAGAUUGUUUAUUGACCUAGAUUUUAAUGUCCAUUAUACAAUCCUUGUUUAUUGCCUAACGUUUGUAACUUUAUGCAAGCCUGCACGGAUCUCGAGGAUUAAGAUUGUGGGCACCUCGAUAUCAAUGUCGUCGAGGAUUCGAGUAACAUAGCGUUUUGAUUCUCACCACUGACGAACCGGCUUUACUUAAAUGGAGCAUCAUUUGUUUAAAAGCUUUCACCAGAAAAACAGCAUCUAGAUUAAAGCCCUGGAACUAGCGUUCCUUUAUGGAGUCAUCCAUGGCUUUAAUGUUGAUCCAGUAACGUACUAGGAAGAUGAUAUGCAAUAGGAAUUAGAGUAUCCAUGUGCACGUUCUUUAUAUUUUUUUAUAUAUAUUUUUAAACAUAUAACUCCUUAAAUCUCGCAGGUAAAGUAGAUCUUGAGAAGUACUAUGAUUGAAUCUAAGAUGGGAUUCCCCCAGUUACCCACGCAACAUCAGAACAUGGGAUCUUUCUCAACAGCGAGGCUGGAAGACGAUGGAGAUUCUAUCUUGGGCUCUUACUCUUCAUGGCUAAGAAAGCAACCGUCUGCCUUGUGCGCAUUUGAAGGAAUUAUGAAGAAAGCCAAAGGUAAAGAGAUCGCGGUGUUCUUGGACUAUGAUGGCACUCUCUCUCAGAUUGUAGACAACCCUGAUCAGGCGUACAUGACAGAAAAGAUGCGUUGUGCCGUACGCGAAGUUGCAGACUAUUUUCCCACUGCAAUUGUUAGUGGAAGGUGUCGCGACAAGGUAUUUGAAUUUGUGCAACUGAACAAUGUCGGUUAUGCUGGAAGUCAUGGAAUGGAUAUAUCCUUCCCAUUAGCCUCCUCGAAGAGCCAAGAUGGUAGGCAUCAAACCAGAGCUUUCGACGAAAAGGGGGAUGAAAUCGUUUGGUUCCAACCGGCUCAAGAUUUCUUAGAUACAGUUCAGGAGAUAAUGAGGCUGUUGAAAGAAAGAACUACAAGAAUAGACAGUGCCGUGGUUGAAGACAAUAAGUAUUGCAUAUCAGUGCACUACCGUUGUGUCCAUGAGAAGGAUGUUGGGAAACUUAAGCAGAUAGUAGAAUCUACAAUGGAAGCAUACCCAACAUAUAGAAUUACCUGGGGUAAAAAGGUUAUGGAGAUACGUCCUCCGGUUGAAUGGGACAAAGGCCGAGCCAUUGAAUAUUUACUAGAAAGUCUCGACUUGAAUGGCCAUUGUAACAUCCUUCCCUUGUAUAUAGGGGACGAUGAUACUGAUGAAGAUGCUUUCAAGGUUAUUCAAAAAACUAAACACGGUUUCUCCAUUAUAGUUUCUUCUGUCCCGAGGGAGACCACGGCCUCGUACUCUUUGCGAGACCCCAAUGAGGUCCAUUCUUUCUUGACACACCUCGCCAAGUGGAAAAGAAGCUCUUCUUCAAGUUAACCGCCUCGAUAGCUGAAGGCCACUAAGAGUCUGCAAACCGCAGAGUUGGUUCCAAUCCAUAUAGAAGCAUCGUGAAUUUGUCAAUGUUUUUGUUUGGCAAAUUUGCCUUCAGCGAAGGAUGUUCCUGGAUUUGUAAUUCAUACUUGGUAGCUAGCCACCCCACCACAAAUGUAACUUAGAGGGACAAAAGAGACCUCGCUACACUACUCACCAAUUAAGAAGAUUCCGCUGUACAAUUGGUGGCAUACGAUUUCCUUGGCAAUGUGAGUGAAUCUUGUAUGAUCAGCAGAGUCAGAGUUUAGGAGUUGAUAGAACUUUGUACUUCUUAUAGACUUGAUAGCAACACAUACCGUUCUAUUUGGGAAAA